AUGGCCGUCCCGAUUAUCAUUAUUGCCGUCGCUCCUGAUUGCGAUCGCAAAGACUGGGCAUGUGACACUUUGGAGGAACGACCCUACCCAUGGCUCACUACUAGACUGCUACCCAUGCAUACUCCGUACAUGAUUAGACUAAGUGACUCGAAUAAUGAGUGCUUCCUGCCUACUAGGAAGAAGUGGGAAGGUGACAGUCACUUCAAAGUACCCUUUUUCUCCAUUCUCAUUGGUAAAAGACUCCUUCGUAUUUCUCCCGCCUUGCACACUAAGUUACUACUUACUACCAUUUACUUAACUUGGGUAGGUGCUUGGGAGACGACCUGGAAUCCUUUGGAUAGUUACUUGGUUGCUCGCUCGGGAUUGAAGCUAAGGGCUAAACGGUACCCAUCCGUGUGGUUUGUUUUUUUGGUAUGUCUGGGAUGUGAAUCCAUGCAAUGCUACCUUGAUGCAUUGAAUGCUUACUUACCCAUUAACUACCUCAAAAGAAGUUAUCUCGGAGAAAGAAUCCGAAUUCCCCAUCACCCAGCAAUCCCCUGGUUAAGGUUUUAG
Messenger RNA from Aspergillus niger, 552 nucleotides. RefSeq lists its product as uncharacterized. Bases 1 to 552 code for a protein of 183 amino acids. NCBI's taxonomy places the organism in Eukaryota, Fungi, Ascomycota, Eurotiomycetes, Eurotiales, Aspergillaceae. The transcript is spliced from 7 exons. The record is from RefSeq and is a predicted model, not a curated record.